This is a messenger RNA of Chroicocephalus ridibundus (black-headed gull), 1873 nucleotides long. It is a transcript of the gene BTLA, whose product is annotated as B and T lymphocyte associated. The transcript has 6 exons. Gene Ontology annotation, molecular function: signaling receptor activity. Gene Ontology annotation, biological process: immune response-regulating cell surface receptor signaling pathway. The record is from RefSeq and is a predicted model, not a curated record. NCBI's taxonomy places the organism in Eukaryota, Metazoa, Chordata, Aves, Charadriiformes, Laridae. The coding region runs from base 101 to 1060 and encodes 319 amino acids. Gene Ontology annotation, cellular component: plasma membrane.
UCAGACAUAUACCCCGGGUAAACCUAACAGGAUGCAAGAGGCCAUCUGAACUGCGCUUUUUAAACCCACGGGAACCUCUUCUCUCUACCAUGCCCACAGCAUGAAGGCUCCUCUAGUCAUGAUGAUAAAAACGAUAUUACUGUACAUCCUUCUAGUAACGCUGGCUCAGAGCAACUAUCAAGUUUACGGAUUUAAUGCCACCAAUUGUCUAGUUGAAAUUCAAGUUAACAGACACUCCCAGUACAAAAUUAAUGUCGGGAACUCUUUGAUUAUACGUUGUCCAGUUCGUUACUGCAAGAAAAAGCCAGUCAUGCAGUGGUGCAAGGUGGAGGUGGAUACAUGUGUGCCGCUGAAGGAGGGCAAAGCACAAUGGGAGUCCAACAUGUUUACUUUGGAGGUUUUCUCAGCUCAUCAGAACGACAGUGGAUGUUAUCGUUGUCAAGCAAUAGAGGACAAUCUUUCCACUGUGAGCCAUGGAAUAGAGGUUAUUGUUGAAGAAAAGUCUGCGAACGUUAUCACAAUUUCACCAGAAAAUACCACUAGCAUCUCAGAAGAGCCCAAAGAAUCUGGAAAAUACAAGAUAUUGCACAUUAUUUAUGCUUCAGCCUCCGUGGGUCUAUGUUGUCCAUUCAUCGUCGUGUGCAUGUUUUGGUGUCUAAGGAGGGACCAUGCAGAUCAAAAGAGAACUCCAUUAACCCAAGAGAGACAAGAGAGCCUGGUCAGAAGUCCAGCAGCUGCUCCAUCCCACGCUGCUGGGACAACUCAAGCUUCAGAAGAAAGCUCUUCACUUUACUAUUGCUCCAUGGCUAGCCCACUGCAGGUCUUGCAUGACAACGCAAUUUAUGACAAUGCUGUCCCUCCCUGGAACCCUCAGAGGACGGCACCUCAUGCACUUCGCAAUGAUCCUGUUAUUCCUUCCACCCCAGUUUUGCUUGAAAGCCCAGAUGUCCUCACAUAUGCUGCACUAAAUCAUUCAGCUUCUGCGGAAAGAUGCCAGAGAAGGGAACUAACUGUAGAAAAUGAAUUUACAGAAUAUGCCUCCAUUAAUGUACAUAGAUAAAUAAAUGUGGCAAGGACUUGUCCAGGCAACCAUUUUGCAUGCAGUCCCAGUUCUAGCUUCCUUCCAGGAUGUUGUCCCUCUCUCUUCUGGGAAAACUUCCCUUUUGUCAAGAAGAACCUGUGGAUGCUCCUGUGUAAUGACAGAAUUCAAAACACAGCCUGUGCCGAUGGAUGGGUAUUUGCACUGUGUGUUUGUCUCUUAAGUGGGGGAAUAAAAACAAACAGUCAGCUUUCUUAUUUUUCCUUUUUACAGGAUUCUGCUUCUAGUCUGACUUUGAUUUCAUUACGAUUUGAAUAUAGACAAAGAGGAGAAGGGGAAGUUUUUCCUAGGAUAGAAACAUCUAAAAUGAAUCUGUGAGGAAUUUGAGUCAGGUUAAUUUCUCCCAAGUAAAAGCUAAGAAUGUUUGUGGGAGAAUUUUUCUCUAAGCUUCUAAGAACAUCCUUCCAAGGAUUUAGUUUGUCAUUCCAGUUUACUUGAUCUCCUUUCAAAGUUCUUUGAGCACCAUGAAUGUCUAAAGCUAUUAUUAACCAAAAUCAAGUGAAUACUUGUGUGUGUGUAUGUUUGUUUUUUGUGGAAGACAAGGAAGGAGGAGAUGGUUGUUUUCCUUUUACAAAGAAUUCUCACAAAUAACAUGUGAGCAAAUAUUGAAAUAUAGCACACACUGUUUUUCUAAGUUAGCUAAAUUAUUGCGUAUUGCUUUUGUCCAUGAUGAAUCAGUGGAAGUAACAAAUGAACAGCAAUGACUGAUCCCGGUCAAAAUAAAAAAUAUUUGUUCACAAAUAACUGUGUAUAACUAUCACUCUAAGCUUUCCU